UCCUAGCUUCUCCAUCGCCAUUGAUACAUUCUCAGAGCUUGCUAUUAAUUGCUAGCUAGCCAUUGAUGAUGGCGAUCGUCGGCGUUCUCAGUGCCGGCGACCAUGGCGCGAAGGUCACCAGAGCCUUCGCCGUCGUCGUCGAAGAAGAAGAGGACUACUGCUUGAAGGGCGUCCGCCACCUGUCAGACGCCGGCAUUACCAAGCUCCCGGCCCCAUACGUCCUCCCGCCCUCCGACCGCCCUUCUUCUUCCUCCUCCGCCGCCAUCUUACCCAGCUCCGGCGCCGCCAACAACAACAUCCUCAAGCUCCCGGUCGUGGACCUGGCCCACCUCCGCGGGGCCGGCGGCCCUUGGGCCCGCGCCGCAGCCCUGAAGACGCUCGACGCGGCCUGCCGGGAGCACGGCUUCUUCCACGUGACCAACCACGGCGUGUCCGUGGAGGACAUGCUGGACGUGUCCCGGCGCUUCUUCUUCGACCUCCCCUUCUCGGAGCGGUCCAAGCUCAUGUCCGCCGACGUCCGCGCCCCCGUCCGCUACGGCACCAGCUUCAACCAGGCCCGCGACGCCGUGCUCUGCUGGCGCGACUUCCUCAAGCUCGACUGCCGGCCCUCGUCGUCGUCCUCGUGGCCGGCGGCGCCGGCGGACCUGAGGGCCGUGGCGGGGGCGUACGCGGCGGAGUGCCGGCGGGUGGCCGCGGAGCUCGUGGCGGCGGCCAUGGAAGCUCUGGGGAUUGCAGGAAGUGAGCUCCUGACGGAGAAGGAAGAGGGGUCGCAGAUGCUGACGGUGAACUGCUACCCGGAGUGCCCGGAGCCGGAGAAGACGCUGGGGAUGCCGCCGCACUCGGACUACGGGUUGCUGACGUUGGUGCUGCAGGAUGACGUGGCGGGGCUCCAGGUCAUGCGCCGGGGCGGAGAGUGGCUCACCGUCGACCCUCUCCCGGGAUCCUUCGUCGUCAACGUCGGCGACCACUUCGAGAUCUACAGCAACGGGCGGUAUAAGAGCGUGUUGCACCGGGUCCGCGUGAACUCGGCGCGCCCCCGCAUCUCGGUGGCGUCCUUCCACAGCGUGGCGGCGGACCGUGCCGUGGGCCCUGCGCCGGAGCUCCUCGCCGUUGGCGAACCGCCUCGGUACAUGGACACCGACUUCGCCACCUUCCUCGCCUACAUCGCCUCCGCCGAGGGAAAGCACAAGACCUUCCUGGAAUCAAGGAGACUCGACGUCUGAUGACCAUGUUGACUUUCAUCUUAUAUAUGUCCACACAUGCGCACACAUAAAUUCAUUUGUGUGCAUUUGUGUGCAUUGAUUGCAGAAGGAAAUUUGAUACAUCUUUUGUUGGACGGAGGCAGUAAGAUUUAAAAAGUCAACACAUGUACCCCUGCCGGCCGGCCGUUCUGGCUUCUUCUGCAUGCGUUAAUUCCUGGCCAGCUAGCCCGGAGUUGACUUUGUACAGUUCCUCAUGAUCGACUUUUCUAUGUUUGUAGAAUCUGAAAUUACGCGUGUCAUCAAAUUAAAAUGUAAUGGAUGAGUGCAUGCUUGUUGUCAUAAGAUUUGAUUUUCGAACCA
Molecule: messenger RNA, 1562 nt
Organism: Brachypodium distachyon (stiff brome)
Lineage: Eukaryota; Viridiplantae; Streptophyta; Magnoliopsida; Poales; Poaceae
Product: protein DMR6-LIKE OXYGENASE 1
Exons: 2
Coding region: 66-1223 (385 amino acids)
Source: RefSeq, a predicted model, not a curated record